UCGCAGCAGACGAACAUUUUCGCAGUAUUAUCGGUAGUUAUGUCAACUAUUUUUGUUGUGGGAUGUUGAGGGUUAACAAUAUUUGUACUAAUGAUGGAUGAAGAUAAUGUAACUGUGUAUUCUUAUGCAUGGAUUCUUAGGGAUUCUAUGCGAAAAAACCUUGACCCAAUGAAACAAAUUUUUUAGAUCAGUUUUCCUUCUUCCUCUUGCAGUUACAUUUAGAAAAUAAAGAUUCCAAGCCGAAAUGGCUGGUGUUAGUAGCAAAGAAUUUUAUUUCAAUGCAGUUCAACUGUUAGCACGAUCUCUGGCUAGUCUGAAACCUACUCCAUGGGAAAAAUUCAACCAGUUACUAAACAUGUGUCCACAAGAAUCCCCUCAAGGUAUCUUUAAAUUUGAUCAAAGAGGACAAGAUUCAGUAUUUGCUCUCGGCAUAUACUUUUUGACAUCUGGAUUUCAGUUUCAUGAUAUUAUAUAUCCUUAUUUAAUGAAACUAUUGAGAGGCCUUACAAAAGCAAUUUGGGUUGAAGAAGCACGGCUUUAUGAAACAGAUCGUAUACCAGUCAGUGAACGUUUUGCUUUUUGUUUAAAUACUCUUCUUUCUGACAUUGCAUGUUUAUGCGAAAAUUUGCAAGAAGAGAUAAUUGCUGCUCAAGUUGAACUGCUAGGCACAUUAGCUAACCUUUGCAGAAACUACAAGGAAAAAGAAUCUGUUAAUUCUCGGUGCAGUGCUGCAAGAGUUACGCUAUGCAAAUCGGUAGUACCUGUUUUCAUUGGCACUGCACGUGCUGUUGGAAGAGGCAGUAAAAAAGGAUCUCCACUAUUUUGUCGCUUGUUUCCUCCUCCAUCAUCUACACCUCCUGCAACUCCUGAAUCUCCAAAGCUCCAUAAAGUGGCUAGUUCCAGUUCAUUCAAACAACGUACCUUUCACAAUUUCAGACCGAUAUUACAUCGAUCUAUGUCGGCUGUUUCUCGCAAUGCAUCUAGUUCUGCAUUAACAAGCCAUGACUCAGGAGCUGAUUUAUCAGUAACUAGUGGUAGUGGAAUUUCAAGUAAGAGGGGCUCAUUGUAUAGUCAGUCAUCAUUGACAUAUGACCCUACUAGUUAUUAUUUUUACAAGUUUGGAUCUAGUUUUGGUAGAUUACCUGCUCUUGGGUUGAUGGAAAAUGUAGAGCAUCCAUUUAUGUUUUCUGUUGCUCAUCUUCAAGCAGUACUAGCUAUUGCGAAAAAACUACUCACUCAAGAUCUUCUGGAAUUUUUAGAUGAGCAAGCUACAGAAGUCUAUAAUACUGGCCAGUUGAAAAUAUUCCCAUAUAAAACAUUUAGCGAGACUAUUAACUUAGUGUUAGUUACAUUGCUUCGUGAACUCCUUCAGCCACAGAAAAAUUUACCAUCACCAUUUACCAAAGAUGUUCAGGAAUUUGUCAAAGGUUUGUUUCUUUCUGGGCAAACUGAACUUCAAACUAGACAGCAUGACGCCAGUGAACGUGAAGACAAGGAAUCAAAUUUCACUGUUGUAAAUAAAUUUAAAGUGAAUGUUCAGACUAAUGCUGCUUGUGUUGAUCUUUUGGUGUGGGCUGUUGCUGAUGAUAUUGGUGCCGAUAGUCUUUGUAGCCGUCUUCAGGGAAAAAUUCAUUCAUCUCAUUCAGCAAAAAUAGCUUUAGCUCAUAUGCCUUUGCUUAUGGUCUGUUUAGAGGGUUUAGGACAGUUGGCUGAAAAAUUUCCAAGUAUUGCCCAUAGUUGUAUAGAUGCUCUUAGAGAUUUUCUUGUCAAUCCAUCUCCUAUUUUGUUACGAUUAAAUCGUCAGUCUAUGGAUCAUCAUAUUCGUAGUGGAAAUCUAAGUAUCAUGGUUACUUCGGAAAGUCCGUCAACUGUCUAUUCAGCUACUACAACUAGUUCUGGAACUGCAUUUGAAAUUUUAAGAGACACAGCUAUUGAAAACUUGUGCAGAGCUCUCAAAGCUGGCUUACAAAAUGACACUCAUUGUGUACAAGCAUUCCUUGCAUCUGUAUCCAACAGAUUAUAUCAAGCUGAGAAGAGUGAUAUGGAAUCAACACUGGUUUCGACCAAUACAAUUGUUGCCUUAGGACAUGUGGCAGUAGCUCUAAAAAAUACUCCUCGGACAAUGGAGUCCAUAUUACAGUUUUUUCAACAAAGAUUUUGUCAACCACCUUCUAGAUUAGAUUCUCUUAUCGUUGAUCAGUUAGGGUGCAUGGUUAUAGCCAAAGGAGAUCUUUCUGUUCAUGAAGAAGUCAUGAAAAUGUUCACUAUGAUCACUGUGGAAUCUAGUUCUGCUUAUAAUGUAGGCAGUGCUGAUGAAAGAAAACAAGGCUAUAGGAAGGUAUCUUUAUCUGUGAUCAAUGCAUUAGCAAAUAUUGCAAAUGAUUUAGAAGGGGAGGUUGAGCAAAAUGAACUUCUUGUCCGUCUUCUAGAGCUGUUUGUACAGCUUGGCUUAGAAGGAAAAAGAGCUAGUGAAAGAGCUCCUGCUACAUUCAAGGCAUCAAGUAGUGCUGGUAAUUUAGGAGUGCUGAUUCCUGUUAUAUCUGUGCUCCUUAGAAGAAUGCCUCCAAUAUCUAAUCCUAAACCUAGGUUACUGAAAUUAUUUCGGGAUUUCUGGCUAUAUUGUGUUGUAAUGGGUUUUACAUCAGAAACAGGUCUAUGGCCUCAAGAAUGGUUUGAAGAACUAAAGGAAAUUGCUGCAAAGUCACCUCUUCUAGUAUCAAGAGAGCAUCUAAGAUCAGAAUUGCAGUAUAAUUCUGCCAUUAGAAGUGAUGCUGUUUCUGUGGGUGAAAUUCAGGAGUUAAGGAAUCAGAUUCUUGCAUUACUUGAUCAAGCAGAUGUAACGCCUCUAAUAAAUAAAUUAAAUUUUGCACAAUGUACAUAUUUAUUGUCUGUGUAUCAUCUAGAAACAUUAAGGGUUCGGCAUAUACAAGGAAAAACGCCUUUCCAUUGCAUGCUGCACUAUCUGGAAGAUAUUACUAUACAAAAAGAUAAAGCUGGCAUGUGGCAAUGCAUUUUAGUAGUUUCAGAUAAAGUUUUUCAAACAUACUUAGAUGUGAUAUCAAUCAAGCCUCGGAAUAAAGAACGUGAUGAUGAACUUGAAGAACAUGCAACAUUCUUACUUGUUAAAUUCAAUCACCCACAGAAGCAAAUUCGACGUGUCGCAGAUAAAUAUCUUUCAAUGCUAGUUGACAGGUUUCCUCAUUUGCUUUGGAGUGGUAAUUUGUGGACAAUUCUAGAUAUUCUUCAGAUAUUAGCUCUUUCCUUGAAAUGGGAUUCAAAUGAAGAGACUCCUGAAUUAAUUGUUCCUCGCACUUCAUACAAACUUGCUUUGACUGAUGCUUUGGAUACACGAGAGAAUAUUGUUCGUGAUUUUGCUGCUCGUAGCCAAGGUAUAUUGCAAGAAGCAGUGAAAUGGGCUCCAAAUGUUACGCGUUCUCAUUUAGUGGAAUACCUUACGGUUCAACAACAUGCUACUGAUGGUCUGAAACAUCACAGUGGGCUUGCUAUGGCAGUGGAAAGUGUGUUACAGUUUUCUGGGUUAAAUUUAUUAUCUGCUCCUCUUUCGAAAUCCACACUUGACAAAUGGCCUGCUUGUGUAAAAAAUAACUAUUCUGAAUCUGUGGCAUCCAUGAAUAUUCGCUGCCAUUAUAGUGGAGAGAUUGAAGGUUUGCUGGCUGCUUCUGAUGAUUCCGAAGAAUUUAUGAAAAAUAUUUCUAAUCAGCUACUACUUAAUUUGACUGAUACUUGGCAUGAUAAAAAUUCUGAAGCUCAUGACAAGUGCAUUUAUCGUGUGUGUGCUCUUCUUAUUGCUACUAAAGGUAGUCUUUUCUUUUCU
Molecule: messenger RNA, 3835 nt
Organism: Stegodyphus dumicola
Lineage: Eukaryota; Metazoa; Arthropoda; Arachnida; Araneae; Eresidae
Product: phosphatidylinositol 4-kinase alpha-like
Source: RefSeq, a predicted model, not a curated record